Molecule: messenger RNA, 1895 nt
Organism: Cephus cinctus (wheat stem sawfly)
Lineage: Eukaryota; Metazoa; Arthropoda; Insecta; Hymenoptera; Cephidae
Product: delta(24)-sterol reductase
Exons: 8
Coding region: 387-1895 (502 amino acids)
Biological process (GO): steroid metabolic process
Cellular component (GO): membrane; cytoplasm
Molecular function (GO): Delta24(24-1) sterol reductase activity; FAD binding
Source: RefSeq, a predicted model, not a curated record
GUCAAUGCAGAUACCGUUGAUGUUCCCUCUGGCAGUGCAAGAGAAUAUAAGUUGCUGCUACUCCGGAUGCAAAAACAGGCCCCAAAAGAUAUAAUCGAUCGCCGAUAAGAGAUCCAACGUUCGUAUCCAAGCUCACGAUACACGACGCCUUACGUCACUCAUAUGAAUGCGAUCGCACGUCAGUCUCACUGGUCUUUAUAGUCUGAGGAAAAUAGUAGUCGCGAAUCUCAAUAUCACGCAAAGUGUCACAUGGAAUAUUUUCAUACGAUCUGCGUUUAACGAAAAUUUUACAUGGAGUCUGAUACGAAUUGAUUAAAGAAGAGUUUCAGAGUAAUUCAGAGAUACUGUCACAGUGUUUCUAUAACAGUACAAGGAGAACGCAUAAUAUGGCAGCACAAGCCGAUUCUCUAUUUGAGUACGUGCUCAUUAAUUAUCGAUGGAUCUUCGUUAUAUUCUUCUUGCUUCCGUUAUCUUUGCUAUUUGAGAUCUUCAAUUGUACGAGGAACUGGAUAGUCUUCAAAUUAAGCAGCGCGCCUAAGCAACAUGAAAAGAAAGUGCGAAAUAUUCAACGACAGAUAAAAGAAUGGAGAAAUUCUGGAGCAAAUCAACAAAUGUGUACAGCUCGUCCAGGAUGGCAAACCAUGAGUUUUCGACAAGCACGGUACAAGUCAUCUAUGUUCAAUGUGAAUAUCAAUAUGGUUGAUGUUCUAGAAGUGAACGUUGAAAAACAGUACGUUCGUGUAGAACCUAUGGUAACUAUGGGACAAUUAUCAGCUACUCUAGCACCAUUAGGAUGGACAAUCCCGGUGCUUCCCGAAAUCGAUGACUUGACAGUAGGGGGUCUCGUAAUGGGCACUGGAAUUGAAUCCAGUUCGCAUAAAUUUGGUCUCUUUCAACACAUUUGUCGUAAUUUUGAAAUUGCACUGUGUGAUGGUUCUAUUAUCAAUUGUUCCAAGGAUAAUGAUCCAGAUUUAUUUUACUCAAUACCAUGGUCACACGGUACACUUGGAUUUUUACUAUCUGUGAACUUGGAUAUAAUACCGGCUGAGAAAUAUAUAAAAUUGGAAUACGAGCCUGUUACGAGUUUAAAGGAUGCUUGCGAGGUAUUCAAAAGACAAACUUAUAAGAAGGAUAAUAAUCAGUUUAUAGAGGGUCUCAUGUUUUCGAAGGACAAGGGUGUCAUUAUGACAGGAAAUAUGACGUCACAAGUUGAAGAACAUCUCGUGAAUCCAAUAGGCAGAUGGUACAAGCCCUGGUUCUUCACGCACGUUGAGAGCAAAUUCAGAAAUGGUUCAAAAGUGGAGUACAUCCCUCUGCGAGAUUAUUAUCACAGACAUACAAAAUCCUUGUUUUGGGAAUUAAAUGAUAUUAUUCCAUUUGGAAAUAAUCCUUUGUUCAGAUAUCUUUUAGGUUGGAUGAUGCCACCUAAGGUGGCAUUACUGAAACUCACGCAGACUGCAGCAACUAAAAAACUUUAUGAACAAAAUCAUAUUAUCCAAGAUAUGUUGGUUCCUAUAGAAAGACUAGAGGAGAGUAUUUUGAAAUUUCAUAAUGCAGUUCGGGUUUACCCAUUAUGGCUUUGUCCAUUCAAACUCACACCAGAACCAGGAUUGGUAAAUUCGCGAACCUCAAAGGAUGAAAUGUACGUUGACAUUGGUGUUUACGGUGUCCCAAAAAUAAGUAAUUUCAAAGCUGUAGAAAGUACCAGAGACAUUGAGGAAUUCGUUAGAAAUGUUAAAGGCUAUCAAAUGCUAUAUGCUGACACUUACACUACUAGAGAAGAAUUUCGAGAAAUGUUUAAUCAUUCCUUAUAUGAUAAAGUCCGAGAAAGAUUUCAGUGCAAUAGAGCAUUCCCAGAGGUCUAUGAUAAAGUCAAUAAAAAUGCACGAAUUUAA